AUGGCCGAGUCCGACUACGUCGAAGGGCACGAAUUCAUCAUCGACAUGAAUAUUGGCUAUUGCAAAUAUGGUCAUGGUCCUUUGAAUGUGUUGUGCAUCUGCGGAGCCGUCGGAUGCUAUAAGAAGGAUUGGCCGCUGGCAGUUCUUCAGCACUUCUCCCCAGAUCUCGUCACAAUGAUCUGUAUUGAUCCACCCGGCUACGGUACUUCUCGACCUCCAGACAGGAAGCAGGAAGUGAAUCGGUGUAUGAAGGAUGCCGACUAUUGUCUUGGUUUGAUGGAGGCUCUCAAACUCGAGCCCUUCACAGUGAUGGGAUGGUCGGAAGGAGCACGAACUGCCGUCCAUGUAGCCGCAAAAGGCGGCAAAGAUCGGGUUAAUCGACUAAUUCUGUUGGCGAGUGGCACGAGAGUCAACAAAUUAGGCGCCCUUGCCUUUAAAGGGAUGCGAGAGACGAACCAUUGGUUGGCUGAUGCUCGCAAACCAUAUUUGGCUCAUUAUUCGAACGAAUUCCUCCGCGAGCAAUGGGCGGCUCUUUGCGAUGUCGUCGACCAAGUGCACACGUAUUGCGGUGGUCGAUUUCCGUCGGAUCUCGCGUUGCCUCGCAUCAAAUGCAAAACGCUCAUCAUGAAUGGCGGAAUGGAUCGAUUCUGUUGCGAUGUCAACACGACGUACCUGCCGGUGCUCAAGGAUCUCGCCAAAGUCGAGAUUCACGCACAAGGCGGACACGAUUUUUAUCAUAAAUAUCCGAAAUGGUUUUCAGCAAAAAUUCUGGAAUUCCUUCAGUCUUCUUAG
Molecule: messenger RNA, 792 nt
Organism: Caenorhabditis bovis
Lineage: Eukaryota; Metazoa; Nematoda; Chromadorea; Rhabditida; Rhabditidae
Source: the annotation of a GenBank genome assembly